UCAGCUUCAUGUAAAAAAAAACCCAACCUGUUGUAUGUAGAGGAUCCAUGGCCUAGUUUGUGAGAGAACACCAGCACGAGGAGCAGAAGCCACAAAGAGCGAAGGUUUGGCAUCGGCCCACAACGCCAAAGAGCGUGUUCGUUCUUCCGCCUCUUUACACUUUCUGUAUCCUUGUGCUUUGGCUUUUGAUGAAGUAAGGACGAGGAAAGCCUUCAGUUACGACUGCACUGCUUUAAAAUAAGAUCCUACUUUUAAAAUGAAAACCAUUGUGUUGUUUGGGUUUGCGCUUGCUUCUCUUUCUGCUGCGAGCAAAGUGGUCCUCAUAAGUCCCGGGCAAAAGGUCACCUUGGAGUGUGGGGUCAAGACCUUCAAAACCCUGCAGUGGCAUCAGGGAAAUGACCUGAUACACAGUGUUUCAAUGUCCGGCUUCCCUCGCAAAGGGUUAACUGAAAUUAUCCAAAGGACAAAGGUGAGGAAUACAGACCUAGAGAUCGUUAAUGUGAAGGAAGAAGAUACCGGAACGUUCAUUUGCACAGCAGAUCGGAAACGUGAAGAACAAACACUUCUUGUGGUCUCAGUCUGGGACAACAGCCACUGUGGGGUAAAGGAUGGACGUUCACACUCUGGGUCACUCAAAUCUGUGGACCGCUCUGCAGGGAUCUGGGAGUGUACGUUCUCCCACGCCGGGGUGACGCACAAACACAACCUGAUCAGAGAAGUUCAAGAACCGGCUCCUGAAAGUCCACCAUCCCCUUCCCAAGGACCAAAGCCCGGCCCGACGCCAACCUGCCUCGACUGCGGUCCCUCGGCUGUCACUCCGCCUCCACCUCUUGUUCUGCUGGGCCUCAACUGGUGGAUUUGGGUCGCAGUUGGACUAGGCUGCCUGGUCGUGGUGUUCCUCCUGGUCAUCGUCAUUGUCCUGUGCAAGAGGUUCAAAAGAAAGAAGAGAAAAAUAACGAUGAAGAAUGGACGACAGCAACUGCAGCCGAAGAAGUACUGCCAGUGUAACUGCCCAGCAGCUGCAGCGAAACCGCGGCAAGGACGCCGGCGAGAGAAGCAACCAGCCGCCCGUCUGCAACCCCUGCUAAAGCUGUGACAUGAAAGGCCGAUGGAAAGAAAGGAGAGACAAACAUGAAGAAAGAGAAACAUGAAGAGCGAGAUUGAGAGGAAGGGACAGUGAGAAAUAGAUAGAGAGAGAGAGAGAGAGAGAGAGAGGGAGAGAGAGAGAGAGAGAGAGAGAGCCCUUGUGUGAAUGCAUCACGAAUGUAAGUUUGCUUUUUUAAUGCUCAAGAUGAAAAAUAAAAAUCAAAUGUAAUGAUGUGGGCGCUUUGAAGUUUUAAACAGUGAACUGAAUGCAAAUAUGCUCCUCCACUGCAAAGGAGAACAAUGUCAGCCUGUGCUUGUUUUUGUCAUUCAUGCCUCAUGUUAACUUGUAAAAAAGACAGGACGUCUUUGCGCUCUCCAUUGAAAAAUAAAUUGAGUUGAUUUUGAAA
Gasterosteus aculeatus aculeatus (three-spined stickleback) is the source of this 1493-nucleotide messenger RNA. RefSeq lists its product as uncharacterized. The record is from RefSeq and is a predicted model, not a curated record. Lineage: Eukaryota; Metazoa; Chordata; Actinopteri; Perciformes; Gasterosteidae.